Molecule: messenger RNA, 3232 nt
Organism: Acanthaster planci (crown-of-thorns starfish)
Lineage: Eukaryota; Metazoa; Echinodermata; Asteroidea; Valvatida; Acanthasteridae
Gene: rnf8
Product: ring finger protein 8
Biological process (GO): double-strand break repair; protein K48-linked ubiquitination; ubiquitin-dependent protein catabolic process
Cellular component (GO): nucleus; cytosol; ubiquitin ligase complex
Molecular function (GO): zinc ion binding; histone binding; ubiquitin protein ligase activity
Source: RefSeq, a predicted model, not a curated record
UAGAGGAUGGAUGUAACGAAGCAUAGUCAAAGUGUACAUUUUGCUGUGAACCGAUCUUACUUUUUUUCUGUUAUAGGACCGGCCUUGCGCGAAAUUUGUAUAGUGCCCUUAUUUUGAAUUAGACCAACACCAUAGACAGAUAGACUAGCACUACGAGUACGAGAACUCAAAGUCACCCCUCUGUCAUACUCUGUAUGACAGAGUGGUGACUUUGAGUUCUUGUAGUAAGUCUAUACACUACAGGCCUAGGCCUAGUAAACCAAAUUCCCAUGUUAUUCCAAUUCCCAAAAAAACAUGUUGAAUGACCAACAUUAUGAAGUGGCUGAGUGUUUGUGUUUGUUUACAGAGUGUAACGUCCAAUACGGUAUAGUCGCCAGGUCCCUAAUUUUGCCACCUGUUAAAAUCUGAUUGGUUUUUACAGUAGGCCUAAGUGGCGAAAUGCGGGACCUGCCGACUAUAGAUGGAUGUCACAUUAGCGCCAUCUGUGCAUAUCUGCAUCAAAACCGAUGCUCUCUGUGUUAAACUUCGUCGCGCGCACCCGCGGAGUCAACACAGUACAUGCAGUAUCCGGUGACCUUAGGACGGGGGCAAGAUGUUUCGGUGAUGCUUCUGUCAAAGAAGAAUCCACUAAUGUUGUCAAGAAAACAUGUCAUCUUUAAAGAGACAUCGAGGGGACAGUGGUCGGUCAUCGAUAAUAAGAGUCUCAAUGGUGUCCAAGUUAACUCAUCAAGAAUAAAGGCCCUGGAUCCCAAUCCUCUCAAAAACGGAGACCUUGUACAACUUGGAGUGUCUGCAGAUGGGGAGGACCAAGCGGAGUUUGUCUUCACAGUGACUCAUGAAAACCUUAGUCCGGAGGAAGCUUCGCAAAUCCUGGAUUCCUACAAUGCACAAAGGAACAGGCCAGCAGCAGGAAGAACAGAUAGUCGGAAGGAGAGCCAGGAGUCACAGCGAUUGGUCAGCAAAAGAACGAUUGAAAGUGGGGACGGCCUGGACCAGGGUAGGACAGACCAAGAGGAGAAAAAGAGGAAAGUGGAAUCUUAUCAGGCAACCAACACAGACAGGACAGAAGAUCCGGGCCCCUCCUCAGGGUUACCCUCAGCCAAGAGAACUAAAUUGUCUGCCGCUAGUGAAGAGGGAUUGUCAGCAAGGCUCAUCGAGGAGAGGAGACAGGCCGAGAGGAAAGCCGCAGAGGCUGAGGAGCAGUACCGGGAGCUGAGCCGGAUGCUGGCUGAGCAGCAGUCAGCCAGGGAACUCUUGGAAAAGCAGCUCAAGCAGAAGGAGCAAGACAUCAGUCGGGCCCUGGAGUCGGAGAAGGAAGAGCUGGAGAGCAAAAAGAAGCAGCUUCAGGAGGAGAUGGAGAAGGCCGUCAAUCAGCAAGUCCAGCAGAAGGAGCAGGUGCUCCAGCAGGAGCUGCAGAAGCAACAGGACGCUCUGGCCGAGGAGAAGCUUGCCCUGGAGAAGAAGCUGAAGGAUGAGUGGGAGAAGCGGAUGCUGGACCAGGAGAAGCAGCUCCGGGCGGUCCAGAUGCAGAUGAAGUCUACCCUUGAGGCCCAGGUCCAGGAGAAAGAGGCCGUCAUGAUGGAGCAGCUGAAGUCUCAGCGGGAGGAGCUUCUCAAGGAGAAGGCACGAGUGGAGAACAGCCUCCUGGAGGAAUGGAGCAAAAAGCUGGAGGAGAAGGAUAAAACACUCGGCCAAUUACAAGAGGAACUAAGGACCACCCUUGAGGAGGAGAUCAAGAGAAAAGAAGAAAUGAUGCUGGAGCAACUGCAGACACAGCGCGAAGCCCUUCAGAAUGAGAAGGCCAAAGUGGAACUGAGCCUGCAGAAGGAGCUGGAACGGAAGCUGGAGGAGAAAGACAAGGACCUGCAGGCUGGGCUGGAGAGGGAGAAGGCCAAACUGGAGGAGAUCAUCGCCAACAAAGAGAGGGAAUACUCUGAGCUGCAGACAGAGCUGACGGCAAGUCGACUUGAAAAGGAAGACCAAGAGGUUUGUAUUCAGAAGGCCAAAGAGGAGGCUCUACAGAACAUCACCGAUGUCAUGGAGAAUGAGCUACAGUGUAGCAUCUGCUCAGAGCUCUUCAUCAAGGCCACCACGCUGAACUGUUCCCACUCCUUCUGCCAAUUCUGCAUCGACACCUGGAUGAAACGUAAGCGGGAGUGCCCCGUCUGCCGCGCCCAGAUCACCGCCCGCAACCACUCCAUUGUGCUGGACAACUACAUUGACAAGAUGGUGGAGCGGCUGAGUGAGGAGAUGAAGCAGCGGCGCAGUGACAUUGUCCAAGAGAGAAAGACCGCCAGCGCCAAUCCCAGACCCUUGUCCCCAGUGCCCAUUGAGAUCUCCUCGGAGUUUGACAGUGAAGAGGUUAACCACAGUGAAAUCGACCACAGCGAGGAGGUAGGGGACAGCGACGAAGAGGAGGAGGACGAUGAUGGUGACGAUUACGCUUAUGGCAUCCGCGAGAGGGAGCGUUGCUUUGCUUGUGGAAGGAGGGGUCACUGGGCACGCUGGUGUCCAUACCGAUGAUGACUUUGAAACAAGAUGAAGAAAAUUCCACCCUAUGAGCUAUUGGGUUCCACAGAGACGGAGUCAGGAGUGAUGAUUCUUUGAAGGGCAGUGGAUGUUUAGUCUCUUGACAACCUCCCAACUGCCUUCAAAAGUAUUUUAGAACAAUUUGAAGAACAUCAAGGGUUCCUUUUUAAUGUUGGAUACCAGCCAAACCACUGGAGAGCUUUGGUGCUUUUAUUUCAGCCACUUUCAGCUAAUGAUAAAAUUCUGCGCAAUUAAGACUUCCAAGCCGCAUUUUAGUGUAACAGCUAUAACUUGGAAGCCAGGCUCCAGGUACAAAUAAGCCUUGUGUAUAUUUAUACUAAACUUGUCCUGGUGGCAUGUCCCUGGGUCUCUGUCAAUCUCUGCUGGAAUUACACAGCUACAACUGCAAUCCAAACACGGAUCUGUUGGAAACUGAUGUAGCCACUAGCUGGAGGCUUCCAUUGACAAAUGGUACUCAUAUAAAAAUGAAUGUAUAAAAUGUACAGAAUGGAAAAAUUAACAGUGAUGAGGACGUCCAGCAGUCCAACCGAUAAAUCCUCUGCCACAAUUUAUAUGGACAUGAACAACUACUCUCCUUUCUUUACAUUGUACGAGUUGGAAACUGCAUUUAUAUUUGUGGAAAUACAGAUAUACAGUUGAACGUCAAUACAAAGAGCACAAGGUUCCUGUUAUAACAAGGAAA